Molecule: messenger RNA, 1827 nt
Organism: Neurospora tetrasperma FGSC 2508
Lineage: Eukaryota; Fungi; Ascomycota; Sordariomycetes; Sordariales; Sordariaceae
Exons: 3
Coding region: 103-1827 (574 amino acids)
Biological process (GO): mitochondrial unfolded protein response; apoptotic mitochondrial changes; protein import into mitochondrial intermembrane space
Cellular component (GO): mitochondrial matrix; mitochondrial inner membrane
Molecular function (GO): protein-folding chaperone binding; ATP-dependent protein folding chaperone; ATP binding
Source: RefSeq, a predicted model, not a curated record
GCUUUCCUUUGCUCUCUUUUCCCCUGAAGUCAACCGUGAUACCCCCGUCAUCCUUCUUUUUUCUCUGUUUGUAGUUUCCUUCCUUCACACAAUACCCCCAAAAUGCAGCGCGCGUUGACCAGAGCUUCCGUCGGCAAGGCGGCCACUCGUCUUCCUGCCCAGCAGCUCCGCUUUGCUCACAAGGAGCUCAAGUUCGGUGUUGAGGGCCGUGCCGCUCUCCUCGCCGGUGUCGAGACCCUCGCCAAGGCCGUUGCCACCACUCUCGGUCCCAAGGGCCGCAAUGUCCUCAUCGAGUCCAGCUUCGGCUCCCCCAAGAUCACCAAGGAUGGUGUCACCGUCGCCAAGUCCAUCAGCCUGAAGGACAAGUUCGAGAACCUCGGUGCCCGCCUCAUCCAGGAGGUCGCCGGCAAGACCAACGAGGUCGCCGGUGACGGUACCACCUCUGCCACCGUCCUCGCCCGCGCCAUCUUCUCCGAGACCGUCAAGAACGUCGCUGCCGGCUGCAACCCCAUGGAUCUCCGCCGCGGUAUCCAGGCUGCCGUCGAGGCCGUCGUCGAGUACCUCCAGGCCAACAAGCGCGAUGUCACCACCUCCGAGGAGGUUGCCCAGGUCGCCACCAUCUCCGCCAACGGCGACAAGCACAUUGGUGAGCUGAUUGCCUCGGCCAUGGAGAAGGUCGGCAAGGAGGGUGUCAUCACUUGCAAGGAGGGCAAGACUCUCUACGACGAGCUCGAGGUUACCGAGGGUAUGCGCUUCGACCGCGGCUACGUCUCCCCCUACUUCAUCACCGACCCCAAGUCCCAAAAGGUCGAGUUCGAGAAGCCCCUGAUCCUCCUCUCCGAGAAGAAGAUCUCCCAGGCCUCCGACAUCAUCCCCGCCCUCGAGAUCUCCAGCCAGACCCGCCGCCCCCUCGUCAUCAUUGCCGAGGACAUUGACGGUGAGGCUCUUGCUGUCUGCAUUCUCAACACGCUUCGCGGCCAGCUCCAGGUCGCCGCCGUCAAGGCCCCCGGCUUCGGUGACAACCGCAAGUCCAUCCUUGGCGAUAUUGCCGUCCUGACCAACGGUACCGUCUUCACCGACGAGCUCGACGUCAAGCUCGAGAAGGCCACCCCCGACAUGCUCGGCUCCACCGGCUCCAUCACCAUCACCAAGGACGACACCAUCAUCCUCAACGGUGAGGGCUCCAAGGAUGCCAUUGCCCAGCGCUGCGAGCAGAUUCGCGGCGUCAUGGCCGAUCCCUCCACCUCCGAGUACGAGAAGGAGAAGCUCCAGGAGCGUCUCGCCAAGCUCUCUGGCGGUGUUGCCGUCAUCAAGGUCGGCGGUGCCUCCGAGGUUGAGGUCGGUGAGAAGAAGGACCGCUUCGUCGAUGCUCUCAACGCCACCCGCGCUGCCGUUGAGGAGGGUAUCCUUCCCGGUGGUGGCACUGCCCUCAUCAAGGCUUCCGUCCACGCUCUCAAGAACGUCAAGCCCGCCAACUUCGACCAGCAGCUCGGUGUUACCAUUGUCCGCAACGCCAUCACCCGCCCCGCCAAGACCAUCAUUGAGAACGCUGGUCUCGAGGGCUCUGUCGUUGUCGGCAAGCUCACUGACGAGUUCGCCAACGACUUCAACAAGGGCUUCGACUCGGCCAAGGCUGAGUACGUCGACAUGAUCCAGGCCGGUAUCCUCGACCCCCUCAAGGUCGUCCGCACUGGUCUCGUUGACGCCUCCGGUGUCGCCUCCCUCCUCGGUACCACUGAGGUUGCCAUUGUCGAGGCUCCCGAGGAGAAGGGCCCCGCUCCCAUGGGUGGCAUGGGCGGCAUGGGCGGCAUGGGUGGCAUGAUGUAA